Asterias rubens (European starfish) is the source of this 2182-nucleotide messenger RNA. Its product is annotated as elongator complex protein 5-like. The coding region runs from base 128 to 1072 and encodes 314 amino acids. Gene Ontology annotation, cellular component: elongator holoenzyme complex; nucleus; cytosol. The transcript is spliced from 8 exons. The record is from RefSeq and is a predicted model, not a curated record. NCBI's taxonomy places the organism in Eukaryota, Metazoa, Echinodermata, Asteroidea, Forcipulatida, Asteriidae. Gene Ontology annotation, biological process: tRNA wobble uridine modification. Gene Ontology annotation, molecular function: tRNA binding.
ACUGGCAGCAUUUCAAACAAGGAAAACACAUGGUGUGCAUUCGCAAAAGGAUCGGAGAUUUGUUUACUAUUUUCCACGAAUUCAAACACACUUUUAAUUAGCUGAGAGAUUCAAGGUAUUUUUGAGGAUGGCAUCCCUACUUCAGCAGAUUGUAAAUGGAAAUGAAAGCAGUUCUUUGGUUGUUGUACAAGAUUCUGUGGAUAUCAGUGGUAGACCUUUACUUCGAUGUCUUACAAAUGUUCUUGCCAGCAGGGUGGAUCAAGUUCAUGUUUUUAUGUUUGACCGCUCACCGACAGUAUUCUUAUCUGGAUUUGACCCAGCUGUGAGGUCAAAGGUCACAUGUCAUGAUGGAUGGUCAGACCCUUUGGAGUGGAAUGGUGUUAGUUCUUCAGAGGACCACAACCUGCUCCACUUCAGCACACUGACAGAUUUCCAAUCCCACUUAGAGCAUCACACAGUCACAGGAACCCAAACCAUCGCCGUUAUCAUUGAUUCUCUUUCUCCAGUCAUCUUACAUAAAUCAGUCACGAUGGUCUGUAAAGCACUGCAUCAACUCGCACACUCUUCUGAUUGGGAAGGUCCUGAGAUUUCACAAGUGAUAUGUCUCCUACAUCAAGACGUUCAUGAUGUAUCAGCCACAAGCGCCAUCUGUCACCUAGCGUCGUCAGUUCUAUACUUAGAACCAUACCGGUCCAUAGCUCCUAUUCAAGAAGAACCCACGGCACUCUGUGAGUUAGUACAUAGAAGGAAAUCUGGGAAAGUUAUACGAAUAAGAGAAGGUUUCAGUGUUGAUCAUGAUUACCAGCUGUUUGUGUUUCCAGACAAAGGAACAGCAAACCUUGAAGUGGAGUCUGAUCCACAGCCUGACCCGACAGCGAACCUAACCUUUAACUUGACAUUGAGAGACUCGGAAAGACUAGCGAAAGACAAAGUCGUCUUGCCAUACACCAAAGUACAAGAAAGGCGUACAAUAAAAAUCGGCAGCACGGAGGGAUCGGGGAAGAUAUUUUACGAACCGGACGAGGCUGACGAUAUGGAUGAGGAAGACCCUGAUGAUGAUCUAGACGUUUGAUGAACAAGAACUUCUGGAUUCAUACAUUAGCAGAGAACGAUUUCGUCCACCAAUUUUGCAUGGCAGAAGGCAAAAUAUAUAGACUGAACAAGUUUUGUGCAGACUAAAUGCUGAUAUUCAGUAGCAACUGACGAUUGUUGAGUAGCAACUGAUACAAUUUGCUUCGCUAUGCAAGGGAAAUCGUUCACUGAUCAAAAUUGAGCGUCAUCUCAUAGGCAAACAAAACUGUCUCUCAAUUUGUUGACAAACAUCAACAGACGAUAUGCAUUUCAUUGGACAUCAGAAGAGUGGAUUAUGCUGUAUCAGUGGACUGUGAACAUUAUUUGUUGAACUAUUUGCCUGAAAAUGUGCUCGUUUUAUUUAGCUCAAUAGACUUUUAUUGAGCGUUUAGAAUGUGGUUUCUUUUAAUAAGAGUGUAUUCAUAGAAAUCUUACCCAAAACAAAAAGUGGUAGAAUUCCGAAAGAUUUUGAUGAACUUGGGAUAUUGCCUUGCCAGACCACCUAGAAAAGUCUAAAAAAAUCUAUCCCAGGUUUUGCUUUAAAAUCCUGCUGCAUUCAGUACUGCAGUGCAUAGCCUAAACCAACUAUGCGUGGCAGAUCAAAGCCCCUAACUGUGGGGGUUAAGCUACCAUGUAGUGAAGGGAUUGAAUGAAUAGAUGGAUUGCAAUACGGGAAAAGUGCACGCACAGCGCGUACACGUGUGCACUUUUCCCCUUGUUAAUACAUCAAAGAUGGCGAUCGAUGACGCGUAUUGUAAUCCAUCUAUUGCUAGUAACACUAAGUGUACCUAAGUAGAGUUGAUCUGUGUUGUGUUUCAUUUUGGUUAUUAUUUUAUUCACAAUAUACAUAGCUGUGUGGUGUUAAUUAAAACUAAUGCAUCGAAAAUGUAGUGUACUGUUGGGCUGAAUAAUAACUGUAAAAGAAGUCAACAAAGUGUUCAGUUUUAGUGUGCAAGAGGCAACAGGGAAACCCUUAUAGGUCUCCAGAACAACUGAUCUGAGCUGAGGAAGGCAAAGUCACAACUCUACUAAUUUGCUAAAGUAGUAGUCCCAGCCUAUUUCUGUACCAUCUGCCCAGGUAAUAGUUAAUAAGCAGGACAGUUCUUUUCAG